CAUUCAAAUAUUGAGAUUUUAGUGAUUUUCUUCUCAUUUUUGUGCAUAAUUCACAUAAUUCAACAUUCAUGUAAAUACUCAAAGCGCUCAAACCUUAAUUUUUCUUUUUCAUUCAUUCUCAAGCAUUCUCAAGUUAGAAUAUAAAAUCUCCCAUAAAGAAAGAUUCUGAGUUCUGACGCCAAUUCUGACUCACUAACACCGCACAUUGUCUCGGUUGAAAAUCACGAUUAGGGCUGACACCAACUUUGAUUGUUUGGAGACAAUUAAAAGAAAUUAGUCGGGCUGGAAAAUUGUUUUCUCACAGCAGAAAGCACUUUUACAAGAGAUUCCCUUGUAUUGCAAUAAAUCCACCGCAGAAAAGUGCUUUGAGUUAAAUGAACCACGUCGUAAAUAACAUACGACAGCAUCAAAGGACAGAGCUGCAAUUUGAUAACAUUAUUCUCCCAUGAAAAAAUAUUAUUAAUAAUGUUUCGUGAUUAAUCUCUCUCUCAACGUGAAGCUUUUUUUUGUUGUAUUUGAAAUUCUCUCAUGCUUCGAAUAGAAGAGAAGAUUGGAGGGAAAAAAAUAAUAAAUAAAAAGAGAAGAUUUUCUUCGUGGGAUUUUCCCUGAAUUCACUCCUGAACAUUAUCAUUUCCCCAUGCUCAUCUCCACAUGGGACACUUUUUUGUGUGCCACUCCAAAGAGGGGGAGUUAUCAUUUUUUUUUCUACUCAACACAUUGGAGAUUUUUUUUGCUGUGCAACAUCGUGAAUUGAAUUUUAUUAGUAAGCACGCGAUUUUAGAUCUCUGUCGUUGAGAGUCAUCUCCACUGAGAACAAAUCAUCUCAUUUCUCUCUGGCUCUUCCGCAAAAGGUGAUCGUUUGUGCUCCUAAGCUUUUCCGCUGCCGGGCUUUUUCCACGCACGCAAAGUGCUGCCAGUUAUUUUAUAUCGAAAAAAAAAUUCGCUUUCUGCCCCAAUCACCUGUGACCCGGACUGUGUGGCAAAAAAAAUUUAAAUAUUUGGUGAGGUACAGCCAUAUAGUGGUGGAAUGAUAAACGAUUGUGUGACAACAAAACGUUCCACGAAGAGCCUUGCAGAGACAUAAUACACAAAUUGUUUGCCAGUGGAUUUUAGUGAUAAAAAAGCAUUAUCCGCCUUUUAAUUACAUACUCGCAAAUCUGUCUCUUGGAGUCUCCUGACCUCUCAUUGCAUGAUCUCUGGGGUGAAAAAGUGGUGAAGUCAGAGGAAAAAUAAGUAUUUUGUAGCAUCUUCAUGGGUUCGGUGGUCGUUGCAAAUGCGUAAAGUGAAGUAAAUGUGAACAAAAAGAGGAAGAAAAUUCGCAGCUUGAGACGCUAAAAAAUUGACUACAAGUAGCUGAUACAUUGAGAAAAUCUGUAAAGCAUUCGUGAUCUCGUUACCUUGACAUUGGUGCUUGUCGUGUGCAUGCAAAGUGCCGCCAAGUAGAAUUCUCUCGGUGAAAACCACGCGAGCUUUUUUUUUUUGCACGGAAAUAGAAUCAGUGAGAGUGAGAGCCAGGAAAUGCCCGAUGUGGAUAGAAUGCUUGAAAAGUGUGGCGACUUUGGGCGCUACCAAUUUUUCUUGCUCUCCCUCUUUGCCGUGGUCAAUGUACUCACAUCCUGGCACUACUAUUCCCAGACAAUAAUAAGUGUUGUCCCCGAUCACUGGUGCUCUACCGAAGCCACCCAGAAUCUCUCAAUUAGCCAACUGAGGGAGGUUUUCUCCACCUACGAUGAUCCAUUUUGCUCCCGAAUGGUCAAUGAGGAAUUCUUUCCCAACAUCUGGAUGGAGGGACAUUCCGAAAGGCGACGACAGUGCGAGGAGUGGAUCUAUGAUCGAGACUAUGGGUACCAGAGCAUGACGAGUGAUUUAAACUGGGUUUGCGAAUCAGCGUGGAAAUCGACGUUAGGGCAGUCAGUUUACUUCAUUGGAUCAGUUGUUGGGACGCUGAUCUUUGGGAUUCUAGCUGAUAAAAUUGGGCGAUUGCCUAUUCUUGUUAUAGCCAAUUGUGCCGCUCUUCUGGGCAAUGGAGCAACAAUCUUCUCAACAUCCGUGCCUUCCUUUUGCAUUUGCCGCUUCAUAUCUGGCCUCGCAACGGACAGCAAUUUCGUGAUGAUGUACAUCCUGGUGAUGGAAUACAUCCGUCCAUCGAUGCGUACCUUUGGGCUGAAUAUCUGCAUCGGCAUUUUCUACUGUUUAGGCUCAAUGGUGACACCGUGGAUUGCUGUGGCCGUUGGCAAUUGGAAGGUCUUCCUCAUGGUGACAUCUCUGCCCAUCGCAAUCAUUCCUGGCUUCUAUUUCAUCCUCCCCGAAAGUGUUCAUUGGCUGAUAUCAAAGGGAAACGUUGAGGGUGCCAUCAGUUGCUUCCGUCGUGUGGCAGCCUUCAAUAGGAAGCAUAUUGAUGAACAGAUGAUUCGGGACUUCAGGAAUGAAUGCAUCAAUCAGUCAACUGGAUGUGAGAAGAAAUAUCAGGCGAAUCUCUUUGAUUUAUUCAAAACACCUCGAUUGCGACGGAACACAUUUAUCCUGUUUUUCAAAUCGAUGGUCAUAACACUUUGCUACGAUUCCAUCUCGAGGAACGUCGAAGGACUGGGCCUGUCGCCCUUUAUCCUCUUCUCUCUCAGUGCAACAGCCAUCUUCCCCGCAUGUCUUGUCCUCUGGGCACUCCAGGAUAAGAUUGGACGCAAAGCAAUGGCAUCGAGUUCUCUCCUUAUUAGUGGGAUCUUCACCACGUGCACUGGAAUAAUUUUGGCUUAUCAGAAAAAUUCCGCCACAAUGUCCGUUGCACUCCUGGCCACUCUUGCUGUUAUCGGGAGGUUCGGUGUCACGGUAGCGUACAACUCUAGUGCUCAAUAUGCAACAGAGUUGAUUCCCACGUGUGUAAGAGCACAGGGAGUGAGUGCUGUUCACGUGGCAGGAUAUGCUGUAACAUUCUUCAGCACAUUCAUCCUCUACUUGGCACAUUACUUCAAGCCACUACCUUCCUUAAUUCUCGGAGGAUUGUCUCUAGCAGGAGCCUUGCUGUGCCUCUUCCUCCCGGAAACUCUCAAUCGAACCAUUCCCGCUACAAUUGAAGAAGGUGAACGAUUCGGCAUCGGCGAACGUUUCUUCCAUUUCUCAUGCUUUGAGAAAUCUUCCACUUCCGACAAUACGAGCACUGUUACAACAUUAGACACAUAACACAUUGUUUAGGUGAUUAAAAGUAUUUUAUUAAUCUGGGAUUUUAAUUCUUAAUAAAAAGAAAAUCAAGAAUAUAACGACAAAACGUU
Molecule: messenger RNA, 3266 nt
Organism: Lutzomyia longipalpis
Lineage: Eukaryota; Metazoa; Arthropoda; Insecta; Diptera; Psychodidae
Product: organic cation transporter protein-like
Exons: 4
Coding region: 1519-3177 (552 amino acids)
Biological process (GO): transmembrane transport
Cellular component (GO): membrane
Molecular function (GO): transmembrane transporter activity
Source: RefSeq, a predicted model, not a curated record